Zingiber officinale is the source of this 1355-nucleotide messenger RNA. RefSeq lists its product as uncharacterized. Bases 37 to 1065 code for a protein of 342 amino acids. Lineage: Eukaryota; Viridiplantae; Streptophyta; Magnoliopsida; Zingiberales; Zingiberaceae. The record is from RefSeq and is a predicted model, not a curated record. The transcript has 13 exons.
AAAAAAAAAAAAAAAAUUGGCGAAAAAGGAAGAAAGAUGAAGAGCGUGCUGAGGCCGCUGCCCGUCCGCUUCUCCGUCACGCAUCCCGUCGCUGCCUCUUGCUUCUUUAAUGGCCUCGCGGUUUGCAGCAAACGCUCGCUGCCAUUUUCCCAUCUGAUAAAGGUGCCUUCCCCUCCAAGGCACCCUCUCUACUCAUCUACUUUCUCUCCUCCUCUGGCGAUGGCCUCAUCUUCGUCGUCGUCCUCCUCCCAGGCGCCGGCGCCUGGCGAUACGACGAGUAUUACGGACGCCUUCGAGAAGAUUAGGGUUCAUCAGGAAGCUGCAACUCGACUCUCUCCUGUUGAAGAAAUAAGGACAUUACUUGAUUUCAGUAUUCGAGGCGUUCUUUCGACCUUUUCUCAGGACCACCAGGGUUAUCCUUCUGGAUCAAUGGUUGAUUUUGCAUGUGAUUAUAGUGGUUCUCCCAUACUGGCAGUCAGUAGUUUAGCUGUCCAUUCAAAAAAUCUAUUGGCAAAUCCUAAGUGCUCAUUGCUUGUAGCAAAGGAUCCAGAAGAUAGGACCGAUACAAUUGUCACCAUAUAUGGUGAUGCUGUUCCACUUUCUGAUGUUGAUAAGGAGUCUGCUCGUACUGCUUACCUCAAAAAACAUCCAGAUGCAUUUUGGGUUGAUUUUGGUGACUUUAGUUUGAUUCGCAUCAAACCUAAAUAUGUUCGCUAUGUUUCUGGAAUUGCUACAGCACUACUAGGAUCAGGAGAAUUUGAUGGUGAGGAAUAUAAAGCUGCAAAAGUCGAUCCGAUAGCUCAAUUUACAAAACCUAUCGCGUCACAUAUGAACAGGGAUCACGCUGAAGACACCCAAGCAAUUGUACAAUAUUCAACCUCAGUAAAGGUAGACUCGGCUCAGAUGCUUGAUGUGGAUAGCCUAGGCUUCAACGUAAAGGCUGGCUUCGGAGGAAAUAAUUUGAAACUUCGAAUCCCUUUCCCUAGACAAGCACAAGACAGGAAAGAUGUGAAGACUCUAAUAGUGGAAAUGCUUCAAGCUGCCAAAUCAAAUAAUCGAGCAUGAUGGAAUUGGCUAUAUAAAUUAGAUACGGUGCCUACAACAGAAGAACGUAGGGGAAAGGAAGCAAGGUAGUACGAUCUGCAAGUGCAUUUAAGACAGAUGAACAAAAUGACGUCAAUGUUCUAGACAGAUGAGCAAUUUGUUCACAAAUUUGAUGAUGUUAUUUGCAUAAUCAGAUGUUGACGCAUUUGUUGAUUAGGUUUAUCUUGAUAAGAGUGUUAAUCCUAAUUUAAAAAUUCGAACUCAAAAUUAAAAUAAAUCAUUAGCAUAUUUCUUCUUUUUUGCCUUUUUUA